Molecule: messenger RNA, 7062 nt
Organism: Struthio camelus australis
Lineage: Eukaryota; Metazoa; Chordata; Aves; Struthioniformes; Struthionidae
Source: RefSeq, a predicted model, not a curated record
GUGAUCGUCAGAGCCUCAUGGAGAAAAGCCUUUUAACUACUGACACUUCAGCGAUAUGCCUACGCUACAUAGACGUAGGAGUCAAAAUCUCUCUUCAUAGGAAGCUGUCAAAAAAUGAAAGGAAAGGCAUUAUCCCUUCUCCCAGUUACUAACAGAGCAAGCUGUACACUCAACUUGAAACGUGUAAUGAAGGAGGAGUUUACCUUGAGAAGGUGCCAUCUUGAAAAGGAACAUAGAAAUGCACUGCUGUUACUUCUUAAGUUAUCGAUCAGUGCAGAGUUUGAGAAAGGAUCAGGAAAGAAGGUCCUCAGGUUACAAUGUGAAGAGAACUAUCUGAAGCAAUUUCACUAUUCUGCAGAUUUCCAAAAGAAAAUGAUGGAAGAGUAUUUACCAGCAAUGCAAACAACCCUGGAGCCAGUCAAUCUGUUGGACAAUGCCUAUUCCAGCUCCCUAGAUAACAAGAAGCCUGAUAACACACCUGAAAUGAAGGACUGCUCAAACAUCUGUUGUACUGGAGAUGAUGCAGGUACCUUGGAAAGGGAAUCUAAAUUGUUCCCCUCGAACCAUGAUUCAACAGCUGUUGACGCAUGCAGCGAUGGGACCCUAGCAGAAAGACAGGAGCAGCAGUGUAUACCUGAUCACGGUGGAGGUGGGGACUGCUGUGCCAAUACCUGCUUUGAAAGAAAGGUAGAAGGCCCGACGGAAACAGGGCCUUGUCCUAGUGGAGAACUUGAGCGACAAGAUCCAGAAUCUAAUCAGACAGAUCAAUCCCUAAUGGAAAUAUUACAGGAGCUAAGAGAGGAGUCUGACUUUAUGAAAAAAUCUAUCGAUAAAAUCUAUUCAGAAAGCCCUUACGACACAGACUGCACGAAGAAACUUAUUUCCACAAUACAUCAGACUUCCUCACAGGAGGAUUUGCUAGAAGAAAUAGAAUCUGAACUUUUAUCCACGGACUUUUCAAAAGAACGCAAAUUCCCAAACGGCGUGAGGAAGGGUGAACAUGCCUUGGCUGUGUUUGAAAAGUGUGUGCAAGAUAAAUACUUGGAGCAGGAGCAAACUAUAAAGAAAUUGAUUAAAGAAAAUAAAAAACAUCAGGAACUGAUUUUGGAAAUCUGCUCAGAAAAGGACAACUUAAAAGAUGAAUUGAAAAAACGAACAGAAACGGAAAAGCAGCACCUCAACAUUAUUAAACAGCUAGAAGCAAGAAUAGAAGAGCUUAAUAAAGAAGUGAAAACUAGUAAAGACAAACUUCUAACCCAAGAUGCAGCAGCCAAAAAUGCUAUUCAGCAGUUGCAUAAAGAGAUGGCAUUUCGAAUGGACCAGGCAAACAAGAAAUGUGAAGAAGCACGCCAUGAAAAGGAAACAAUGGUGAUGAAGUAUGUCCGAGGGGAGAAGGAAUCGCUUGACCUCCGGAAGGAAAAGGAGAUACUUGAGAGAAGGAUGAGAGAUGCAAACAAAGAAAUUGAAAAGCAUACGAAUAAAAUCAAGCAGCUUUCUCAGGAAAAAGGAAGAUUGCACCAGCUCUAUGAAACCAAGGAUGGUGAAGCCACUCGACUGAACAGAGAAAUAGAAAAACUGAAAGAAGAAAUCAGUUCUCAUGUUAUCAAAGUAAAAUGGGCUCAGAACAAAUUGAAAACAGAAAUGGAUUCACACAAGGAAACCAAGGAUCGCCUCAAAGAUGCAACAACAAAAUUAACUCAAGCAAAAGAAGAAGCAGACCAGAUAAGGAAAAACUGUCAAGAAAUGAUAAAAACCUAUCAAGAGUCAGAAGAAAUGAAAUCAAAUGAAUUGGAUGCAAAGCUGCGAACAACAAAAGGAGAACUAGAGAAACAGAUGCAGGAGAAGUCUGACCACCUGGAGGUGCAUCAUGCAAAAAUAAAAGAACUGGAAGACCUGAAGAGAACGUUUAAAGAGGGCAUGGAUGAACUUCGAACGCUAAGAACGAAGGUAAAGUGUUUAGAGGAUGAACGUUUGAGAACAGAAGAUGAAUUAUCCAAGUAUAAAGAAAUCAUUAACAGACAGAAAACUGAAAUUCAGAAUUUGCUGGACAGAGUCAAAAUUGUAGACUGUCUGCAGGAUCAACAUCAGAGAGAUGAACAAGACAUAAGUGCUUUAAAGGAAGAAGUAGAGGGUCUCAAUUCUCUAAUUGCUGAUCUCCAAAAGGACAUUGAAGGUAGUCGGAAAAGAGAGUCUGAGCUAUUGAUAUUCACUGAAAAAUUAACCAGUAAGAAUGCCCAGCUUCAGUCUGAAAACAAUUCCUUACAGAGCCAGUUGGAUAAGCUCUCUUACAGCGAAAGAGAGCUGCAGAAUCAGUUGGAACGUGUUCGACAGACUAAGGGUGAUUUGGCCACCAAGCUGCAGAAGGAGGAGGACCUGCGAAAGCUAGAGGUUGAGACACUACAGGCUCAGCUGGCUUCAGAGCAGAAAGAACUAACAUUGAGGAAGACCCAUGUGGAUGAACUGAAAGACGAACUAGCUACCCAGAAGCGCAAACAUGCAGCAAAUCUGAAAGAUCUCACCAAACAACUUCAGCUAGCACGGAAGAAAUUGGAUCAGAUGGAAAAUGGUAAUUAUGACAAAGAAGUCAGCAGCAUGGGGAGCCGUUCCAGUUCAUCAGGUUCCCUUAAUGCUCGCAGCAGCAAUGAGGAUCGGUCGCCUGAGAAUACUGGAUCUUCAGUAGCUGUAGAUAGCUUCCCGGAAGUGGACAAGUCUGUCUUGAUUGAAAGAAUAGUAAGACUACAGAAGGCACAUGCUCGAAAAAAUGAAAAGAUGGAGUUCAUGGAGGAUCACAUUAAACAACUAGUGGAGGAAAUCAGGAAAAAAACUAAAAUUAUUCAGAGUUACAUUUUACGGGAAGAAGCUGGAACACUUUCCUCAGAGGCCUCUGACUUCAACAAAGUACACUUGAGUAGGCGGGGUGGCAUUAUGGCAUCUCUGUAUACCUCUCAUCCCGCAGAUAGCGGUCUCACAUUAGAACUCUCCUUGGAGAUAAACAGGAAGUUGCAGGCUGUGUUAGAAGAUACUUUAUUGAAGAACAUUACACUAAAAGAGAACCUUCAAACUCUAGGAACAGAAAUAGAACGGCUUACUAAACACCAGCAUCAACUGGAAAGGAGAAUGAAGCCAACGUAACUAACACUCUUAUGGAAUAGCCAACAUGAAGAUGCAGAAAAGGCAGGUGCUACAGACCAUUGGGUUUUCUUUUUUAAAGUUUUCCUGAAAUAUGAUCACCUGCUAGCACAAGCAUCCAGUACUUCACAUAUACAGCCUUUAACUAUAUAGGCUGUCCUUCUUCAUAUGAGAGAAAGUCUACAGGGUUUGGCAUCAGCAUGGUUCCAUCUACCCAGUACCAGCCUGAGAAGUUGCUCAAUUUUGUUACACACUACGAUGAGAUAACAGUUUUAUUUGAAAUGACAUACAGGUGAUUUGCAGUGCAUACUGUGUUUUGAGUGAGUUGCAGUGAGAUUUUAAUUUCUGCACUGUAUAAUUAAUCACAUUUUUAAAUGAUGGAGCUUGGAGAAAUAAAGCUGAUUAUUUUUUAGUUGCUAUUGAACAUAUCCAGUGUUCCUGAGUUUUAAGGGCUUUCAGACAUUACUUCCUCUCUUGCAUAUUAUUUCUGAUAUUUAGUUUGAUUAAGCAUUUUUGACAUGCAUGGAAAAAUGCUUUGUCACAAAAUUUGUUUUUUUAAGUGAUGACUACGGUAUUUUUUACUUUGGGUUAACAUUCAGCUUGGUAGUUUCUGUAUUUAAAAGAAAGGAAACAACAUUAAAAACAAGGUCCAGAAACUUGCUGGUUCAGUUGUUGAGUAUAUGAAACAAGCGUCAACUCAACAAAUGCUAUAAACCCCUGAUCUUUACGCAUCUGAAUCUAAAGAAUUCUGAUCCCAGGUAAUUGGUUACUGAAGUUCUCUGACUUUCUGCAUUAACCAGUAGCACUUAAACAGUAGGAGUGUAAAUUGCCCGCUGUUGCAUAUGUACAGCGAGACCUCCUGAUUCAUUCUUUUUUCAAAAUUUAAGCCUACUGAAUUUUCUCAUGGAUAGACUAUGGAUAGACCCGCCAGUGACAGCGACAGUAAGAAAGGGGAAAUGUAUUUAAGUGGGUUUGCAGUCUAUCGGUUGGACUAUAAAAGUGGCACAGAAGUCUGUGAGACUCUCUAAUUUUCCUGUUGUGAAGGAGACCGUCAAAAUGGCACGAACUCAGAACUGAUACUUAAUCCUUCAGUGACUGAGAGGGUGAUGGAGGAAGAAUAUCAAGGUGACAAGAUUCUAGUUUGUUACAAUGUUAUUUUCACAUUUUAAUUCCAGGAUAUUUACAGGAACUGAAAUGUCUUUAUUCCAGCAGUAAAUGCAUAGCUUUAUGUAUUUAUUGCCUUUCGACCAAAACUUAUAGUUCAGAGCCAGACCAGGUCACAGUGUGAAUAUAUAUUGUCUUUUUAUUCAAUAUUUGCACUUCCUAUUACCAUGAAAAAAUAUUUAGUAUUCACUUAAAAUAGUAAUGCUUUAGCUAUUUUAAUUAGAAAGGACACUUGAACAAAUUUUUCUUUUGUCUUAUCCUAGUUGCCAUUUGCAUCAUAUAUAAAAACAAGAGGCCUGAAUGCUGUAGCACAAGGGAGAAAAACCUAUUAAAGCACCUAGAUGACUUAGCUGUGUGUGCUCCAUUUUUAGGUGGCACUGAGUCACUUGAGUAGUUUGGGGUUUUCUAAUGAACUGAAUUGAACGUAAGGGCCUAAUUUGGUUCCAAUGAGUAGUUUAGUGCAAGACAGGGAGACUUCCUUUUUACUUUAAAGACAGGCGUCUUUCUUUGAAGGUGUUUGCAAGGUUAAGGCCUAGGAAGCUGUCCAGAGAGCCUCUGGAGUCUUGAAUAGCCAGUCCUUUUAGUAUAAGCAGAUUAAGUAUUUGUUGAAAAAGGGAGGGUAAAAACAAGUAAUUUAAAACUUAGGAACUGAGACCCUUUAACCUGAGUGAGUUUUUAUACUCUUUUUUUUUUUUUUUACAAACUCCUAAGAGCAACAGUUACGCAGAGUGUUAGGGAAUUUUGACUCGUCCAGUCAUGAGAUUCCUUCUGCUUUACUGUUGUGUAAGUGGUGUGGAGAGGAAAAUUCCUGGUUCUGCUGAAACAGAUUUGUCACCAUCUUCCAGAAAGCUGAGAGUUCACCUUGAGCAAAGAGGCAGUUGUUCCUGACUGAACUAGACUUGCGGAAAGAACGAAUUCUAGGAAGAACAAUUCGCGUGUCAGAGCAGAGCUUAGCUUUUAUACGUUUGUGUUUUCGUGCUUUAAUGUACCAGCUCUCUGGAUAUUUUCAGGCAUUCAGCUGAAUGACUCCAGUAUUUUAGAUGCCAUGUUUAUAUUGUAACCAUAUAAUGUUCUUCACGUGUACAAUGUGAAUGAAGGAGAGGUGUGAUGCAGAUGGAAUAAGUGCAAUGAUAUUGUGGGAAUUUUUACUACUUUUUGGCAUGGUUUUCCUUUUAAGUUAUUUGAGAAACCUAGUUAGUUGUCCUCCUGCCCUACUGAAAAUGUUGCUUCCUCUCUGUAACGCUAGGUAACUUUUCAGACUUUUUUCUUGGUUAUGGAGACACACAAAGCAGCCCGAAGAAGUCACUGUUUAUUGCAUACUGUAUUUAUAUGGACCAAGGUUUUCUUCUAGAUGCUUCAUCUUGAACACACCUGUUGAAGAUGGAAAUUUCAUUCUAGUUUGCACACUGGCAAAUGGCUAGAGUAAGCUCAGAAAUUUGAGCACGUGACGGGGUCAGUUAGCAACUUUGCUUAGCCGUGUUGCUCAUUCCUGAGAGGGAAUGCUGUAUUAUCCAUAUAAAUGUUGCUGCCAAGCCACCUGCCUUUUUCCAUGGGCUAGAUUAAGUGUCAGGAAUCUAAUAUUGUUGGUGUAUGUAGCAAGGAUACUUUCUGUGGAAAGCUGUGUAAUGGAGAACAGGCUACUGUGUUUCUGAGGGAUGGUUUUAGAGUGGAUGCAAGGCUUGUGCAGCAAUCUCAUUUCACUUGCCCUUAUUUUGGAAACUUCUUAUCAUUAUGUUAUGACUAUUAGAUUGAAAAUUGUCCUCAGAUAAACUAGUAUUUUAAAAACAGCCUGGAGCAGUUAGCUACCUAUGUGCCACUGAAAUUCAGUGUCCAUUAGAUAACUAAUUGCCACAGGCCUUUUUUUGAAAAUGCCGAGCUUGUAGCUAGUUGUAUCCUACAGGCAGGUAUCCUAUGUCUGUUUCUUAAAUCCUCAGGGUGCUCUUUUUAAUGCAAACAUCCCACAUCCUGAUGUUCUUAGAGGCCCUACGGAAAAGCUACCAAUGCUUUUCCACCCUCUGUAAAAUCCAGCACUGAAGUUGUCUUAAGCCAGACCUUCUUAACUGAAGGGUACCAUUUUGUGCCAUAAAAAUUACUAGUUUUCUGCCACAUAAACUUGUGCAAUAUUUUUCAUUUCCCAAAAGCAGUGGGGAUCAGCUUAUGCUUGUCAGAGAUGUUCUCAUCAUCUUCAUCUGUUCUUGGCAACACCUGCAAUAAUCUCUAACUGUUAAAACAUGUUUUAAAUUACUUUUUCUGAAAAAUCUUCAUUUAAAAUAUUUAGUUUAUUACUAGAAAAAUCAGAUCUCUGGCUCCCACUGAAUUGAGUUUAAAGCAGAGUGCUGGUAUGCUACAGAGAGCUGGGAUCAAGUCCCAGCGGUCCAGAGAACAAGGCCUGGUGCAUCCUGUAGGAAUGUCAUGUAACUCUUAGCUAAACAACUGUAAUGAUAAACAUUAACAGUAGGUGGCACUAGGAGUCCGGUUUACCAUGCCUCCAAAACAACCUGAAACCUUUCAAAAGGCAAAUUGCUGAGUUACAGAGGGAGGAGGGUGGUAUCUAGAGCUUUUUUCAAGGUGGAUGGGUUUCCUUUACUUCCUGCUUUUGUGUUCUGACAGUGAAACUAUGUUGACUCUUCCAAAUAUAUGUAUGUAUGUUGUCUGAAUAUAUGCAAACGUCUAUUAAUUAAUUUUGUAGAUACUUGUUCCUGUAUAAAGUUUUGGAAGACAUCACUAUACAUUAUGUAUAUAUUGUACUUUGAAAUAAUAAACAUAAAA